AUGCCCUGUACAUAGCAUAGACACUCGAAGAACCGUGAAUCACAGGGCAAAAACACAUACAAAUACCGUGGAUCGCCGGCUGCGCCUCGAACCCGCCAAGCGCUCUGGAGUCGGGACCCUCUGGUGGCGCGUGACUUGCCACGGCUCUGCGACGAUGACGAGGGCAACUGGCUGUUUUCUUAGUAUUUUCUCUUUUUUGAUUCCUCCAUAGAAUUGGAUUAUUGAAGCAAUUCAACCACUCUCGUUUGCUGUAUAGUUGAUCUCCAACCGUCUUCCUCGACGAACUCUUCCUGCAUUUGUCCCACGGUCUUCGGCAUUCCGUCCGCUCUUAGCCACAAUUGUCGCAUCUUCUGAUCGCGAGGCUCGACGACAGCACGGCGGACGCGCAUAAAUAAAACCAUAACAGCGGUCUGGUGUGAGUGUUGGAUGCUUGGUGCACCAUGGGCAAAUCACAAUCCAAGCUCUCUCCUUCCCAGCUCGAUGAGCUUCAGAAGGCGACUCAUUUCGACAAAAAGGAACUGCAACAAUGGUAUAAAGGAUUCCUCAAGGAUUGUCCCUCGGGGACCCUGACCAAGGAGGAGUUUCAAAAGAUCUAUCGCCAGUUCUUCCCGUUCGGUGACCCGUCGUCGUUUGCGAAUUAUGUCUUCCGGGUGUUCGACGCAGAUAACAGUGGUAUGAUCGAUUUCAAGGAGUUCAUCUGUGCGCUGUCGGUUACUUCGCGGGGUCGUAUGGAGGAUAAGCUGGACUGGGCAUUCCAGCUCUACGAUAUCGAUGGAGACGGCAAGAUUACCUACGAAGAGAUGCUGGCAAUUGUCGAGGCGAUCUACAAGAUGGUCGGCUCGAUGGUCAAACUCCCCGAGGACGAGGACACACCAGAGAAGCGGGUACGCAAAAUCUUCCGCAUGAUGGACAAGGACGAGAACGGCAGUCUGGACAUGGAAGAGUUCAAGGAGGGCAGCAAACGGGACGAGACCAUUGUCAGUGCGCUGUCGUUGUACGACGGACUGGUAUAGCGGUUCCGUCCUCUGUUCCAUUAUGGCCGUCACGAUAAUCCUUCCUGUUCUUGUGUGACCCCUGGCGAAUCCGGCGCAAUAUGCGGUUUGUUUCUUUUGCUCUUUCUCCAUUUGCUCUUCUAGCCUCUUAUGUCGCCCUUGAAUAUUUCCCGUCUAUAACCCUCUCUAUUCUGGAUUACUCUCUCUGUGACGCCCGAUCAUGUCUUGUCUGUUGUCCGUUUUUAUGUGUAUAUGCAUUAUGGGAGGUGGACUUGGCCGCGAUGACCUUUGCUGAGUAGAUAGGGUUACUUUCCUGUACAGUGCUGCCCCCGGGCUCCAUGUAUGUUUAGCGUAUGAAAUGACAUAGUCCUUUUCACUUCUCC
Messenger RNA from Aspergillus glaucus CBS 516.65, 1375 nucleotides. RefSeq names its product EF-hand domain-containing protein. The record is from RefSeq and is a predicted model, not a curated record. Gene Ontology annotation, molecular function: calcium ion binding. Bases 441 to 1013 code for a protein of 190 amino acids. Lineage: Eukaryota; Fungi; Ascomycota; Eurotiomycetes; Eurotiales; Aspergillaceae. Gene Ontology annotation, cellular component: membrane; cytosol; intracellular membrane-bounded organelle. The transcript is spliced from 4 exons.